AUGGCUAGCAAUCACCAUCCUACCAUGUUCGUCGCUGGUGCUAGCGACCAGGGCGAAAAUCAUCAUCACAUCAACCAGGCCAACUUGGACCUCAGCGAUAACAACCACCUCAUCAACCAAGCCAACAUGGCCGUCAACGACAACGCAUCAUUUGACGACCCGGCCAACCUGGACGUCGGCGAUAACCAUCAUCACGUCAAUCACGCCCAGGACCACCCUAACAUCAACUUCAAUCAUGCCGACCCGCACCCUGAGCCUGCUAUGCAGCCUCUUGCUGCUCCGGCCAUCCAUGGCCCGGUUCCGGUUGCGAACAUCAACCCCAUCGCAACUGCCGUUGCCAACGCUGGAUUCAUCGACAUCUCGACAUGUAAGAAGAUGAUCCAUGGUGAACGCGCCUUGGUCCAGGAGCGCCUCAUGAGAGGCGAGUGGACCUGCUCCGGUCGCUUCUGCCGCAUAGUUGCAACUCCCAACACUGUUUGCGCCGAGUGCAGACAGCGGAGCCGUGAAUACCGCCAGGCGCAGAGGGAGGCCCUUCUGCAGGCCAGCGGCGCCCAGGGCGCCCUCCCUGCGGGCGGUGCGAUGUCUGGUGCAGUCUAG
Messenger RNA from Sordaria macrospora k-hell, 597 nucleotides. RefSeq lists its product as uncharacterized. The record is from RefSeq and is a predicted model, not a curated record. Lineage: Eukaryota; Fungi; Ascomycota; Sordariomycetes; Sordariales; Sordariaceae.